Phalacrocorax carbo (great cormorant) is the source of this 15618-nucleotide messenger RNA. The record is from RefSeq and is a predicted model, not a curated record. NCBI's taxonomy places the organism in Eukaryota, Metazoa, Chordata, Aves, Suliformes, Phalacrocoracidae.
GUGCUUGUUUAAGUGUUUUGGGGGCUUUUUUUUUUUUUAAUGCUGAGUUUAUUAAAAAACUUUAAAAAGUAGCCUUUUAUGAAAGCUUUUGCAAACUUCUGAGGAGUGGAUGGGCUUGUACGAUUGUUGCUAGUGCUUGUGCUACCAAGAAAUUGCCUGACAGACUUCAUACUGGUGUGAAGGAACCCGCUGCUGAGGAAGCCUGUUUAUGAAGCUCUUGUGUUGUAAGAUUUUUUUUUUUUGUUUUAAAAGAUUAUUUCAGAUAUUUCUUCCAAGCAUUUCAUUUUUAGAACAAAAUGUUUUUGGAGGAUAGAAGGCAGUUGAAUAAUUAAUAUUAUUAUAAGUUCCCUUUGUAGGACAGAAAGAAGUUCAUGGUGUAAAGAGAAAACAAGGUCUCUACUAAAUAGUUGUGCUUAGUAAGUGUUGACAGGUUUUACAAGUUAAAUGACCUUUAUUUUACUCAGUUAUGGAAGGUAUUUUAAAUUCUGAAAAAGUAUUAAUUGCUUUUUCUUCUCUCUCUCUCUGGGCAGGAUUAUUGAUUCAACGCGCCGAUUCUGUCCCGUGUGAAUUCAUCUCCUGAACACCUGCACCAGGUGUUUGGCAGCAGGUGAGGGACUGGGACUCGAGUGGGAGAGGGAGCACGGCUUAAAGCCAAGGCCAUCACAGACCCUGCUGCUGCCUGCUGGAGUGUGGACGUGAUCAAGCAACGCCCUCGCCGAGGAGGAUGCAGCCUUCCCCCCCGGCCGACUUAUAAUGAGAUCCAGCGCCCGGUAAGUGGCCCGCUGCCUUCCAGCGGCACAGGACAGGCGCGAGCACAGGAGGAUCCACCCAGGACAAACGGGAAUGGCCUCUCCGGCCUUUGGGAUUUGCCACACCAUGGAUCUCCGCACGUCUGGAGCUCGUGAGGAGCCCAAGUAGGAGAGAGGAGUCCUCAGGUGCCAGCCAAGAAAUUCAUAUUUCAUGGGAGGUGAAAGUGAGUCCCGGCAGUAGCUGAGCGGCGGAGGGUGCCAAGGUCUGAAACGAUGCGGCAGAGCCCCGCCGGCGCUCGGGACCCUGCGCCGCCCCGGCCCCGGGGAGCCGCUGCCCCUCUCACCGCCGCGGUGCCCAUCAGCGGAGGACCAGGCCCGUGACGGAGGGACGGCAGCUCGCAGCGGGACGGGAAAACGGGGCUUUCUAGCCUUUCCCCCGGCUCGGUAUCAUGACUGGAGAGACCCAGCAUGUUUACACCAUCGGCGAUACUGAGGCCGGUCCCAAAGACCCCGACAAGGACUUUGGCUUUGAAGGCUGCGGGGAGAAGGAUGGGAGGGCGCUUGGCGGGGAGGGCACGUCCCCCUUCCCCGGCCCCAAGGACAAGGAGCCCCACAGCCAGCGGGAAGCCGUGAUCCGGCCACAGCAAGCAGGAAAGAUCGACUUCAAAUCCCUCCACCGCAAACCCAAGUUUGGAAACGACGGCGCUUGGGGAGAGGUCAAGGGCAGCCCCCAAUCCCCCCCAGGGAAGGGCCGAGCCCGCGAGCGCAGCCGGCGCUCGGGGAAGGGUGAGCGGGGCCACCAUCAGCUUUACCGGCUCAGCAUCGCCGGUACCCGGCCGAACCCCACCAUCGGUAUCGCCUACCCCCAGCAGAAGGUGACCCCACCGAAGAAGCCAGAGGAGAAUCACGGCCCCGUGGCCAGCAGCUACCGCUUCCACGUGCCCAGCAUCCCCCAGCACGAGUCCGAGCUCCGGCAAGACGACCUCGGCUUUGGCCGCUGCUUCCCCGAUGCCGCCACCGGCCAUACCUCUGCCAACUAUACCUCACAGCCCGCUCCCCGCCACGGCCCCAAAGGGCAGCCCCCCGCUGCCGGCAUCCCCCUCAAGAGCCCCGGCACCAAUGGGCAGCUACAUUAUUUAGAGUUUCAGGCGAACGGGGCUGACUCCUGGCCUUCCCCGGAGAAGAGCUUUGCCGGUGCUAGCUACGGGGUCUCAGUGCAGAAGCCCAGCUCUUUCCCCGAGGGCAGCAAAGCUGGCACCCAUGGUCUGGGGGCUUUGCCGUGCCAGUACCCCUUCCAGCUGCUGCACGACUCGGGGAAGGAGCCGUACCGCAGCGAUGCGGGGAGCCAGGAGUACCUGGACGUGGGGCUCACCGCCGGCCAGCUGGCUCACAGCGCCUUCGCCUUCCACUCGUCCUCCAGAGAGUGGCAAGAGGAGGUGCUGAGCAGCGGCUCCUACGAGAGCGUGUCCCCCGAGGGCAGGCUGUACGGCUUGCCCGCCCCACCGCCGCCACCGCUGCCACCAUUCCUGCACCCGCCGCCGCCGCCGCCGCCGGCCCCGCACCACGGCCCGCUGCCGUGCUGCAAGGGCAGGAGCGAGCAUCCCGCCGACCCCAAUGGUGCUCUCUCGUCGUCUGGUGCUAUCGACCAAAACCCAAGCACUUUCCAAGAAAACCAAGCUGUUUUUCCGUCUAGUUUACACUCGCCUAGUAUGCCAAAGCCAGUCGGUAAGAGGCAAGCCUCAGCGAAAGACAGUGUCCCCAGCCCGCGGCUGCUGGUCCAGAGCAGCCCUCUGAGAAGGAACAUGCCACCGAACUCUCUCUCCCAAGUGCACUUUCAGAGCAAAGCCUAUUGCAGUUCCCCCGCGGGCAGCGCCAGCGCAGGAUCCGUGCCUUUCGAGACAAGCAUUCCCACUACGGCACCCACCCACCCCAGGCUUGUGCAAGCUUGGGAAGGUGCCACUAAGGCGUUUUCUUCCAUGGAUCAGAAUUCAGCACCUUAUUCAAACCCUGUUGGAAACCAGUUCUCAUUCGAGUGCCAGUCUGGCCCCGAGCAGAGGCAGCACAGGCAGAAAAAUGCCAGGAUGCCUUGGCAGCAAAUACACCUCACUUCUGCAAUGCCCGGUCAAAACAGGCUAGAGCUGUCGAGACAGAUCACCAGCCAGAAGCUUCCCUUCCCCCUGGGCACGUCGGAGUGGCAGGGGAGUGGGAAAGCCCAGAAAGGGCCCCCCAUAAGUAACUCUUCGGGGUAUCAUGGCAAAAAGCUCUUAUCGGGAGAGAGCCUCGGGGUCCAGAGGGGAGACCCCAACUCGACGGGUGCUUUCUCUUUCGAAAGUGGGAAGGAGCCAGGGUCUCCCGCCUGCGAUUCGAGAAGCAAAGCCCUCUUCUACAGCAUGGGUCAAGCAGGUCCUCCUCCUCCUCCUCCCUCAAGGAGCUCGUCGGGCCCAGCGCUAGUCCUGCCGCCGUCAGCCUUGGUGGCUGCCUCACCUUGCGAGUCCCCGCUGCCGUCCCCUGUCCCCAACCCCACCUGCGGCAGCACCUGCUCGUCGCUCUCCCCCAUGUCCAGCAGCCCGCUCAACCCUGGCUUUGAAGACAGCCAGAUGUCCGGAGCGCUGACCCCCUCUCCCUUCUUCCAGCACCCCUGCCAUCCCAAGGACGGCAACAAAACCUUCCACCCCUCCGACGUCCUGAGCUCAGGCUCGCUUCAUUACCACCCCCCGGACUCCAUCAAGGCCUUCCACUUUGCUCCUGAUGCCCUGAAAGAUGACAACCUCCUGAAAUGCACCCCGGCGAGCCCCUUCCACAAACCCGGUGUGGAGGUAGCCAAAGGAUGCUCAGAUGGGCUGGACGGGGAGCAGCCUCCGCCACCGUACUCUUCCCAUCACUUGCUGGCCAGCUCACUCAGCAGCGCCAGCCUGGACCAGUUAGACGUGCUCCUGACCUGCAAGCAGUGCGACCAGAACUACAGCAACCUCUCCUCCUUCCUGCAGCACCGCCAGUUCUGCGCCUCCCAUCCCGCUCCCCAGGGAGAGGGCAAGGAUGCCCCCCGGGCAGCCGAGGGGCGGAAAGCGCUCCCCCUGGAGCCCCCCAAGCCCCAAAGCCUGGCGCUGUCUCCGGACCCCCAGGCGCAUUUGUUGGUGUUAAACAAGAGCGAUGACUUCUUGCUGGAUGGGGAAAGCAAAAGCGAGGGCAAGGAAGAUGCUCUGAAGGGCGGCCUCUUCAACGGCCUUGCUGCCAGCUCCCUGCCGCUCACUGCCUCGGACCUGGACAUCGACGACGCCAAGCUGGACAGCCUGAUCACCGAAGCCCUCAACGGCCUGGGGUACCAGUCAGAUAACCCGGAGAUCGACAGCAGCUUCAUAGACGUGUUUGCUGACGAGGAGCUGCCGGGCGUGAAGGCGGCUGGCGGUGGGAUGUCCCACAAGGCGAAGGAAGCCCUGGCCUCGGAGAGCAAGUCAAAGCAGGGAACUGCGGAGGAGAAGGCAGCGGGCCAGCCCAAGACUGGCUAUUUUUAUGAGGAUGGCCACCCAGCUGGGGAGCAGAUGAAGAGAGGGGCAGGAAAGCAGCACCUUCACAAGGGGAGGGUGGCACGGAGGUUGGCAGCCCAGGAGCCGGAUCCCGGGGCAGCGGGAGCAGAGAGGACAGCCAGGCUGCGGGUGGGUAGGAAGAACAGCAUCCAACCAGCCACCGCCUCCUCCAAGUCCACCUCCAGCCAAAAGCAUCCCAGGAAGCUCAGCCAGGAGCCUCCAACAAAGAGCGAAGUGGGGCCAGGUGUUGCCACCAAGAGCUCCAAGCCACCCCGGUUCUCCAUGAAGGACGUGAAGAAGCGGAAGCCCCGAAGCGGCACGUGGAGCAAGGAGCUCAUUCACAAGAUCGUGCAGCAAAAGAACAAGCUCCACAAACUGCAGGUGAAGAGCAGUAAGCAGGCACAGUUCCCUCAGGUCACCGAGAGGCCGGUGCCAGCCGCCAAGGAGGGCAGGUUUCGGGAAUACGACUACGUCUCCGACUCGGAUGAUGAUGGGGCAGAGUGCAGCAAGCCCCAGGGGAGGAAGAAGCACGGCACGAGAUUCGUCGGGAGGACCAAGUACAGCUUUAGCAAGAAACGCUCGGGAAGAAGUGAGCGAGCCAAAGAGAAAGACCCAGCCUGGAGCUACAGCCGGAAAAGGGACAGUCAGAAGAGGGAGGCAGAGGAGCCCAGGGGGGUCCCAAGCCAGGAGGAUGCCAAGAAAAAGGAUUGUGUGGCCAGAGUCCGAAGACGGAGCAGCCAGUCAUCUACUGGCAGCAACCACAGCGUGCCCGGCGAGACUGGCACCAGCCCUGCCCGCACUGAUGGGGCCGGCUCGGGCAGCGAGAAGGGAGGCACGCAGAGGAGGAGGCGCUCGGGCAGCCUGGCACGUGCGCCAAGGACUCCUCUCAGCCCUCCCGAGGACAGGAGCCCAAAGAAAGGCCAGAAGAGCAAGGAGGACUUUUCCAGGGGGAGCAGGCGGUUUGGCUCAGCCAAACCUUUGCUAGCAGGCUCCAGGACACAUCCGAGUACUGAACCAGAUGUUGCUGCAGCAGACUGUGCAAAGAAGGAGCUGUUACCGCAGCCCCAGGAAAGGCAGCUGCCCAGCACGGCCACCUCGGGCAGGAGCCCCAUCGGGCUCUCCUGUAAAGAGGGGGCAGAAGAGCCCAAAGGAGCAGCAAAGCACUCGGCUGAGGCAGGAGAACCCACCCUGGAGGCUCAGGACUCACCUGAGCUGACCGUGGUCAACCAGAGGCAUCAGUUUGCCCCUUUCACGAGCGAUGGGCUGAAGUACCAUGCAGAAGAGCUAAUUGCUCCAUCCCAUGGCGGUAACGACGCUAGUCCUGGCAACGUAAGUGCCGCCUACUCGGAAGCGGGCAUCAAAUAUUUGAAGGCACAUGGACUCUGCGAUGGUCGGAAGGACUAUCCCACGCCGGUUGCCCCGUACGGGGGUGAUGCAGUAGGGAUGAUGCUUAAUGCCAAGGCCCACGAUCCCUAUGUCAGCAGUGACAACACAUUUUUCGAUCCCAAAGGCCUUCCUGGUCACUACGAUGACAACCUCUUCUCAAAGCCCCCAGCCGUGGGAUCUUCGCACAUAGAUGACAUGUACUUAUGCCGGGAUGACAUCAACGCCAGCUCCUUCGAGCAGAAGCACGCCAGCAUCUCCCCCUACGCUGCAGAAACGCCACAGGCCAAGGUCUCCUCCCCUCUGAGCUUCGAUUCCUCUUCGAUAUUUGGAGAGCUUCCCGUCACUGAGUUUGAUCCGCCGCUCUACGAGAGCGUUUCUGCGAGCAAGGACGGUUAUGUGACAACAUUUGCCUGCCCCGGCAACCCCCCCAGCAAGCCACUGCCAUUUGAGCAACCAUAUCCACCGUUCAUGCCAGAGAAAGACUGGUCCCUCAUGGAGGAGGUGGCUCCGAUGCUGCCAGAAGACAUGACUCAGUUCCACAGCCUUUCAGUGGAAAAGCCACUAGCCAAGAAAUUCCCCGAGGAAGGACCUGUCCCCACCAGCCAACUGUCCCUGCCGCUGCCGGACAGGAUAACGGAUUAUAACGUGACUUUUAUGAACAACAUAUCAGACGAUGAGCUGGAGAUCAAGAGAUUAGUCACAGAGCUGGAAAGUCAACUGCAAACCAGCAAGCUGGAUAGCGAGGCAUCUGUUGCCCUUCAGAAACCCGAGCAACAGGUUGCUGCCCACCUGCGAGGACAGGCGGCUGAGCAGUUACCGCCGCUGCCAGCCGAGCAAGAGACGGGCCAGGAGAAAGGACUGUUUUUGGCAGAUGAGCUGGGCAGUUCAAGCCUCUGUGUCCGCGAGAGGCUGGAGGGCGAGAAGCCGGCCGUCACGAGCACCCAUGGGGACUACGAGAGACCCAGGGAGCCCUGGCCUUGCCCGGUGGAGCUGGGCUCGCUGGAGGCAGGGGUGUGCACAUCAGCCCCGCUCACCGCAGACCGUUUCUGCUCCAAAGACAGCAGCGAACAGCUCCAGGGAGCUGCGGCUGCCGAGGAAAGUGGUCCUGGAAAGAUGGAAAAUGGGUCUUCCUCCAAAAGUCUACCUGGCUCACGCACACCAGACCAAACAGAGGCUCCCAUCUACACGGACCCUGUGACAAAAAGCCCCGCUGUUGUCACCGUGUUCCCCAAGACCCUAGAGGCAGCAGAAACGACCAAAGAUCCCCUGCCACCCCUGCCAUGCCAGCACGGUGCCAAGAGCUUCCCUGUGCCAGGGAAAACAGAUGACAGCUUCGCUGAUGCUGCAGAGCUGGAGAAGUUUGAUGCCCGUCUUCCAAACCAUAAACCUGAAUUUGGCUUUCAGCAAGGUCCCACCCCAGCCUUGGAUCUUGCCUUUUCUCCUCACAUCAAAGAGGUCCCAGAUACAGAAGAAAGACCCUUAAGCAGGCCCGAGUCACCCAAAAUGGCGAAAAGCGCCAUGGACUUCAAAGGGGAUGGGGAUGGGUCUGUGUCGGUGGAAGAAACAGACGCAAGGAAGAGCCCCACCACCUAUCCAGCCCCUAGACCCAGCGACAAAGCCAGCAAGCAAAAAGUGCUGCUGUUCGAUAUGCUGAGUCUGCCCAAGGAGAACAACUGCGGCUCCCAGAAGAUGAUGGCAUCCCAGGAGACGGCUGCCAACCCUUUGCAGCAGCUCCAGCUCUUCGUUGCCCGAACGGUGAAGAGCAACGAAGAGGAGCUGUUGAUGCCGUGCUUCCCCAUGCUUCUUGCUCCCAGCCACCCGUCUGCCACCGCCCGCAUCCAGCCGGAGCAGAAAGAGGAGAGUGGUGGUGCCUUGGAGGGGGAAAAUCGGACAUAUUGCCCUGCCCAAGGGGAGGGGAACAUCCCCGUUGGAGGCAACACAGAAAAAACUGCUGCCCCAGUGAAAGAGGCUGUGCUUUUCUCUGGUGGAUGCGAGCAGCUGGAGUCAUUCGGUGCAAUGGGGUCUUACCGUGCAAAACAAGCCACGUUUGCGAAGCCGGAGCUGCAAAAUAAUGUAACGGAGCUGCAGCACUUAGCAAAUGAACAUGUGGAGCUGAAUGACAUUAAUAUCUGUGCAGAUGGUGUUUCCCGAGAGCGUAAUGACCUCUUGCCACUCAAAAACACAGCGGUGACCCCACUGCCAGGGCAAGGAAAGAAAGCUGAUCAGCUCAUGGAAGAGCAGGAGCAAGAUAAAAACAAAGCGACCUUGGCAUUUAAAAACCAUGAGCAAUCCCACUUAAGCCGUAGUUUACUCGAGAAAGAAACUCUGGGCAGUGCAGCAGCAGAGAGGCUGGAAAGGAAUCAGGUGGGGCAGGAGGCACAGCCCCUGCGCAGUGCUUCCACAAGUCCCACCAGUCCCCCCGGUCCCUCCAAGGAGGAUCUCCACCAGGAUCACCACGUGGUGCCGGAGACGAACGCCGGUGCAGUCAGCGCGAAGGUUCCCAGAGAAGGAAGUAGCCAGAAGUCCCUCAAUGGCUGUCACUACGUGGGCGAAUCUCCAGCCAGCCUGCCCUUGCCAGCCAAUUUUUCUCACCCUAAAUGCUUGCAAAGUGGUGGGGCCGACGGCGGAGAGGUCCCCAGCUUUGGCACUCAGCUCUCAGGUGAGAAGAAAUACAGCGCAUCCCUGCUUAACGCAUCAAGUUCAUUCGUCAUGAAGAGGUGUCCUCCUGAGACCAACAGCCAUCGUGUCCAUCACCCCACCGCAAGCCCGGUAGAGCAAGGGACGUGGAAAAGGGCACCCCCCCUUCCUCCCUCGCUGCAUCACUGCGGGGCUGUGCCGAUAGAGGUGGUUGAGGACAGUCACCAUCACCUCCCUGAUGGUGUUUUGGGUGACUACGGACCACCUGAAAGAGAAAGGACAGCAAGACCCUGUGCUCUGCUGCGUGACGAUGGUCUAGCGGGCUCUGCCUUGGGGAUGGAUGGUCCCCAGAACCUGCACGGAAAGGACUGCUCUCUUCCCUGCUCACCACCUUUCAACCAAGAGGGCAUUGGGAAAGAAGUACCCGAAAGCGCUGGUGCUGUGCUGCCAAGCUCUCACUUUCAAGAAACCCAAGCGUGCACCAUGACAGACAUGGUCAUUAACUGCAUUCCUCCGGAAACCCAAGGCUACCCAACCCAGCCCAUGACAGAUCUUCUGCCAAUCAGAGAAAGAGGGGUAAACCUGAACCAAGAGAACAAGCUUGAAAAUUGCUCCGAUGAUGGAAAUAAACAUCAAAGUGAACCAGAAGCUUUGUCCAAUGGUUUUGUUGUUCAGCAGGUGCCAGCCUCUGCCAAUAGAGGUCUUACAAGCAUUGGAGAUCUUGGUCCUGCUGAAUUAAAUGGCCACGAGUUUGCAGAGGCAGCAGAAGUGAGACUUGGUCUUUCCAAAACCGCAGAGAACAGAGGGAAGUGUUUAAAAGGAGAGAAACCCAAAAGCCAUGGGGCUGGAGAAGCAGGGAGUUGUGUGUUAAAUGGUAUGGGCCAAGGAGAGAGCAACACACCUGACAGUGCGCCAAACCCUUCCCAAAACGAACUUCACAAAGAAAAGAAGCCAAAUGGGCUCCCGGUGACCUGUGACAUUUGUUCAGCCUCUUUCCGGUCCAAGCCUGGCCUGACCAGGCACAAAGCUGUCAAGCACCAGGUGAAGAAUGGUGGCGUACCACAGCCCAGCAAGACUCCCAGGUCCACUUUGAUUCCCACAGACAAGACAUUGAAAGCAGCCCAAAAGGUGCCCAGGAGGAGCCUGAAGGCUUCAGUCAAAGACAAAACUUGCAGCUCAGAGAUGCCGACCACCAACGUUGAACACAUCCCCAAGAAAAUAUGCCCAGACCUGGAGAAAGAGCCCAGCACACAGAUGCAAGAAGUGGUCAGCAGAGUGCUCAGCGACCUCAGCGUGAUCUCCUUUGAGAUGUCCCAGGAGCUGCACCGCACACGUGUUCUGCAGAGGGAGACGAAGGCAAAGGGACAGCGCUCAGAGACGAGGGGAGACGGCGAGGCAGCGUCUGGGAAGCUGGACUCGGGACGGCAAGCCAGGAAGGGAGAAAAGGGCAGAAGGAGCCAAAGCAAAGAUCCUGGAGAGGUAAACGGCAAUUCUGAAAAGAAGCUAAACAGGAAAGUGAGACGAAGGAAAGCAAAGGUAUUUCCCAGCAGAAAUGAGCCCGAUGGUCCAUGUGAGCUGGAGAAGAAUGCAGGUUCUCCCCCUGCUGUCCUCAGCUCCAGUCUGCCGAGGAUUAUGGAGGACUUGCACGGGCCAAGCGGUUGCAUCUCCACAGAGGAGCAAAAUAGAUCCAACUCAAGCCAGCACGCUCAAAAAGAUAAACAGUCCCCUUGUGCAGCUGAGCUUGCAGAGGACCUGGGCGACAGGAUGGUGUCUUCAAAGGAGAUGGUCAGCAAGGAGUCAGUAAUGGGCACGGUCACCUGUCCUGGGGCGGUGGAAGAUCCAAAUGGGGUGGAAGACAUGCAGGCUUGCAAAAAAUGGGGUAGCAGGUUUGUGAAGCAAGUGGAGAAGGGAUUGGGCAAGGUAGGCAAAGAUGGUGCUGAUGGCACGGAGGAGAUGGAUGCUGAGACAGGAGACAGUCCUGCAGUAGGCAGCAGCGCUGGGAAGGGGAGCGGUGCCCCACAGGGUCCCACAGCUCCUGCUGAAGGGGGUCUGCCGCUGGAGACGUGUGAUUCAGAAACCACCCAAAAGGCUCCCGGGCAGGGCACUCUGCAGCCCACGCCGGGGACCAGCCCUCCUCCUGCAGAGCCAAAGCGAUGGGCGAAGGCAGAGGUGCCACUGGGCAGAGAGCACUGCGUGGAGAGCGCGGCCGUCUCAGACCUCCAGAGCUUGUUUGAUGAUGACUCCACCUUCUCCCAGCUCUUCCCCCGGGAUGACCAGUUCAUCCGGAGGAAGUGCACGCGGGUGUAUGGGAAGCGCAGCAAGAAACCCAAGCCCACCACCGAGGUAAACCUCCAGCCAGCGGGUGCCAUCGACCUCUUCACAAUCCGAUUAGCUUCUGACCUCAGCGAAACCAGCUCCUUCUGUGUCACCAGGGAGGACCCUUGCGAAUAUGAAACCAUCUCUGUCGACGACGCCUUAAUGCUAAACAUGUGUCACAGCAGCAAGGCGAAGAGCGGAGAUGCUGCUCCCAGUGGAUCUAAAAGCACUGCGCCGAGGUCAGACUGUGAGAAGACCCACCAAGGGAAGGAGGACAUUGACCUGGAAGACAACAUGCUAACUUUCUUGUGCCAAAACAGCCAAGUGGACAACGUCCCCAGCUUGAACAUCUGGGGGAGUCUGGAGAAGGAGGGAGAAGGCCUCUCUGCCGAGGACAUGUUUGAGCCUCUGAUGGACCUUGAGGAUGAGCACUCGCUCAGAGAAGCGAGCUCUGAGCCCCCUGACCUGGUGGAGCAGCCCUACGAUGGCAAGGCUAACGAAGAUUCAGACUCUCCUGAAUUUCAUACCAUGGACAUCGAGAUGCUGAAUGCAAAGCUGAAAAUGAGAGACAUGUGCUUCUUCAGUCCUUGCGAAGAUCUUCCUGGCCAUGGAGAGGACAACGCUGUGAGUUUCAAGCCAAAGCCGGGCCAGCACAGCAAGCACAGAAGUAAGCUAGAAGAUGGGAAGUUGGGGAAAAACCGGAGUGAGAUAACCAUCAAGGGCAAAGACAAGCAGUACAAAUGCAAGGUCUGCUUCCAGUGGUUCCUGACGUUAGGGGAGCUGGACUUCCACAAGCUCUCCCAUAACCCUUCCCCUCCACCUACCUGCUACAUGUGUGUCCAGCGCAAAUUCAGCUCCCGGGAGCAGCUGAGGGACCAUCUGAAGGAGAAGCACGCCAAAAACAAAGCCGGUCUGUGGGCUUGCGGGAUGUGCCUGAAGGAGAUCUCUGACGUCUGGAUGUACAACGAGCACCUCCGGGAGCACGCCACCCAAUUUGCUCGCAAGGGGCAAGCGCAGAAGUCCGUGAUGGGCCUGCCAGCCUGCUUCAGUGACGACAAUGCCGCUGUCACCCACUUCCUCAACACCAUCAUGUAUCGGAAGCCCAGCAGGUCCUCCCGGCACGUCGACCCCAGCAGCAAGCAUGAGGUUAGCAGAGAGAGCAAGAGCCCCAGGGAGCUGCCCCUCGAGCAGGAGGCCAAGGCAAUGAAAGACCCCUUAGAAAGCAACAUCAAGGUGAAGCCACCUGCACCCAGCUCCUCUAAAGCAUCCGCCAGUCCGUCUCCAGAGCACAUAGCAAAAAGCGAAGGCACACCAAAAUCUGUCCCCAUGCACCCAGACUGCAAGGAUCCUUCCAGGGACUGUCAUCACUGCGGCAAACAGUUUCCCAAACCCUUCAAGCUCCAGCGGCACUUAGUCGUGCACAGUUUACAGAAGAUUUACUUGUGCCACAAGUGUCCGAUGUUCUACCAGGAGACCAAAGAGCUUCGAAACCACCUCAGCCAGGAGCACGGGAUAGUAGAGGAGCAGGAGAUCAAGCACACCACCCUGUAUGCCUGCGAGCUCUGCGCAGACGUCAUGCACGUUAUCAAGAAGUCCUUCAUCUGCAGCAUGUGCAACUACACCUUCUCCAAGAAAGAGCAGUAUGACCGGCACAUGGAGAAGCACCUGGUGGGAAGCAGCAAGACUUUCAAAUUCAGAGGGGUCAUGAGACCUGGCGUUGCCUCCAGAGACGGCAAGGAAAAGGUGAAAGAGGACGGCUCUCUCCGGGAGGGCAUGCCGCCAAACAAGAAGAGGAAGGUUGCCCACCACGGCAGCUCACUCCCACGCAGCUCACCGGUCCACCUGGACCACACUAGUGACCUUCAGCUGGUAGAGGCUGCAAGCCCCAGCCUGCAGGCUCCCACUGACUCCUUCCCUACGGACCCAGGAGCACCGCUGCCCCAGCCCUCCGUGAAAACAGAAGACCUGGUCGGUGACUUCUCUGACCUCCUGGCAGAGAUGGAGAAGUCCCAGUUUGACACCCUGCCUCCACCACCCUGCCUCUCCCCGUCUUUGCCACAGGCUGCGGCGAGCAGUCCGGAGCUCGGCCAUAUCGCUGCCCUGUCUAUCGAGGAGCUGGAGAAAGGACCAUUUGAUGGGAAACCACUGCCUUUCUUGGACUCGCCCGAGUUUACCAUUGACCUUGCUGGGUUGGCUUGUAACCAGGCCACAGACCAAAAACUCUCUCCUCCACACCUGACUGAGAAAUGUGGCUACACCGAUGCCAGUAAAAGAACAAGCGUAGGCAACAAAGAUGAAUAUAUAGCAGGUGUCCUGGAAAAUCCCAGCGCAGCCACCGAUGCCGUGGAUGAGAUCCCAUUUCUCCAGCUUGCCAAGAAGGUCUCGGAGCUUCCUUCCCCGGAGGCAGAGGCUCCAUCAGCCAAGGAGACCAACAGGUGGAGCAACCCCAGUGCCAGUGACGCCUCUUCUUGGGAAGGUGCAUCUAAGGCCACAUCUCCAGUGGCUGACCCCCAUCCCCUGCCCCUGAAGGACAAGACAGCAUCACCCACGCUGAACAGGGCUGCCAAAGAUUCAACCCUGCAGAAGAAGACCGCGGGUAGCCAGCCCAGCAGUGAGGCUGCUCCCGGCACGGGCAGUCCUGGCGGCAGCAUCGAGGAGGAUCAGCAAACCAUCUCGGGGAAGGAAAAAGCCACGCCCGAGGCUAAGGACAGCAGCGCUAAUGCCAAGGACCAAGGCGGCAACCCAAGCAAAUCCACCGGCCACCAGCCCAGAGGCGAGGCAGCCAGCAACGUCGUGAGACACGGCCACGUUGAGCCGAGGAAGGCCGCCGGCAAGCUUCACCCCAAGAGGCGGAAAGAGCACAAGUCUUUGAGCCACCGGAGCAGCUCCGGCUCCCGGGAGAACAUGGAGGGAGAUGGGAAAAAGAAAAAAGCCCGGACCCCGUGCCCAGGUAGGAGCGAGAGCACCAGCGAGCUCAAACGCGCCGGCUGGAGCAACGCCGAAGCUUCUGCCCUCUCCCCCGGGCGGAGGGAGACGCACUGCAACAAGCUGGUACCCAAGCCCAAAGCAGGCACCCAACUGAAGAAGAUGGUCCUGGAUACUUUCAACCAGAAGAAGGGGGAGCUCCGUCACGCCAACGGGGACGUCAAACGCAGGAAGGCCAUUCUGGGGAAGAGCCUCCACCAAGUGUUGGCCAAGGGGCCGGCACCGUCCCCGCGUGGCUCCUUGCACAGCCCGCGUGCCGCCCGGGGUGCCAAGCCGGCCGGCUCAGCCAGCUACCGCACCGCCGAGUCCCAGAACAACCUGCUAAGCCAACUCUUUGGGCAAAAAUUAACUAGCUUUAAAAUUCCUUUAAGAAGAGAUACUUCAGAAUAAUUUAUGGGAGUGACUUAUGGUGAUCCUCAGCUGCUUUCAUGGGGUUUGCAAGGGAAAAAUUAUCAAAGCAUUAAAUUCGUUUGUGUAGCAUGAUUUCUCUGUCUAGCUUAAAUGAACUUGCACUGCAGCCUCUGUGAAAUAGUUUGCUUUGUGUCUACUAAUCUACUUUAAUUCACCUGAUUUAUCAUGCAAAUGCUAGAACUUUGAUGUUGCUGAUGAUUUUCAUGAACUGAAAUUGUAAUCGCUUUGGGCAGACUGAAUCGUCGAGAGCAAUUGCUUUAUUGCAGAAGUGCUGAGGUUAUAAGGAUACUUGCAAAUCUCAGACCCUUUUGAGACUAUGUCUGUGUUAUCUUUGUACAAAGUACUUGAAGAGAUGAACUUCAUUCCGUAGACGUCUUAUUCAUAAGGUGCAGUACACUGUAGAAAGCAAAUUUUUUUUUUUUGAAGAUUUUGCACAAAUAAUCCCGUACAAUUCAUUUAAUUGGGAGCUGGCCUAAGAGAUGGUACAAUUAAAAAAAAAAAAAAAAUUAAAUUAAGAAGCGAGUGUCCUAUAUUUUGACAGCCAUCCCUAUGAAUUUGUUUCUACAUCGUCAAGAGAAUAACGAACCGGCUCUGGGGCUGCCGGGGCUGUCGGAGCCCUUCAGAGGAUGCUGCCGCUCUUUGACCACUGUAGGCGAUGUAACCAGAGCCGCCACCGCGAGCAAACUGCACCUUGACACUUGUGACAAACUCUGAUUUUUUUUUUAGGGUUUUGUGUGUGCGUGCGUGUGUGUGCGUGUGUGUGUAUGUUUUCUUUUUGUUCGGGGGAGGAGGGAGGUUGCGCAACGACAAAACUGUGCCAAUUUACCGCGCCGAACCGGUACUGUCCGAGUGCCCUCAACGGUAUCACUUCUAAACUAUCUUACUGUAUUGAGUUAGUGGCUAUAUAGGUAUCCGCUUUUUACUAUGCAGUUACUGGUGCUAUUCUUCUUUUGUAAUGUGAAUACAGCCUUCCUUGAUUAAAAAAUAAAAGGGAACCGUUAGGAAGUAGCCGUUACCUGUAAAAGAAAACGAAGCAGGAAAAUAAAUGUUUAAAAAAUCCAACUUUAGGAGAAAAAAUCCUGUAUGCUGGUACUCCAUAGUGUCAAAAAGGUUACGUCACGUUAAACGAGCACGUUAUACAACCGAACUUUUGAAUCCGGAAAGAAAUCUCAGGUGCAAAAGAGGACAUGGAAGAGAAUUAAAAAUACUAUUGAAAUACUCCCAAGUCAAGGAGGUGAAGUAAUGCACUGAUGUGAUAUGAACAGUCAGAGUACUUUGCGUCUGUCCUGCAAUUAUUUUUUGUUUUGUUUUAGAUUUAAAAGGAAAAAAAAGAGGCUUUAUUCUGUUAAUAUGUAUCUUUACAAUUCUUUGUAUUGUAUAAAAAUAUUGUAGGUAAUUUACCUUGGGUGCAAUGUGUUCUGUCAAAAGUUUUUAUUUUGAUAUUUUGUCAGAGAAGCAGAGAGAGAGCAGGAAACGCCGUUUUAUGAUGUUGUAUGUGUGCUUUUAAAGUGCCUCUUUAAUAUUGUUAAAUAAAGUAUGAGAUGAAAAUAUGGGGUGGUACUGUAAAAUCAUACAUGAAUAAUCUUUUCAAAUAUAUUCCAAUAUUUUCA